This is a messenger RNA of Hevea brasiliensis (rubber tree), 2238 nucleotides long. RefSeq names its product integrin-linked protein kinase 1. Lineage: Eukaryota; Viridiplantae; Streptophyta; Magnoliopsida; Malpighiales; Euphorbiaceae. Bases 680 to 2044 code for a protein of 454 amino acids. The transcript is spliced from 12 exons. Gene Ontology annotation, biological process: protein phosphorylation. The record is from RefSeq and is a predicted model, not a curated record. Gene Ontology annotation, molecular function: protein kinase activity; protein binding; ATP binding.
AACUCCUCGCGGCCCACGCUCCUGCGCACGUUAGUCAACUUCCAAUUACUUUGCGCCUACCUUCGUUCUCCAUAUAGGCCGCUGGCCUUCCACACGCGCUUUUAGUACUUGUGAUGCCUACGUUUUUGCCACUGCCACUGCCAUUGCCAUGCAUGAAACCCUGGAGUUUUCGUUUCAAUCUGCCCCCCUCUCUCUGUCUUCGUAUCAUCCUUAAUUUGAGGGUUUCUUCUUGAUUCUGAAUUCAGUGUUUUCAGUUCCAAAGUUUGCAACUUUGAAGCUUCAACUGCAAAAACAAGUCUUUCUUGUAUCUAGCACAAAAGGUUCUUUAAAAAUAUCAUCUUCAACUGUCAAUUUGGGGUUUUAGUCAUCAAUUACAUUUUCUUUGGAUCUUUGAUUAGGUUUAGGCUUCUCUUUUAGCUGCAUAUUCUUGAUUCUUGAUUCUUGAUUGAGACGUUUGCAGAUCAAAAAUCUUUCUUUGUUAUUCUCCAUUUCAACUGCAUAUGCAAAGGCCAAAGUUUUUUUUUUUUUUUAAUAUAAAGAAUAGACUAAUCCAGGGUUUUGGUUUUUGGUUUUUGCGAUCGUAUAUUCGGAUAGAAGCUGUAUAUCAGCUUGACUUGACUGAGAAACUAAGAAAUCGGAAGUCAAAAUUUUCAGUUUUCUUGGUUGAUUUUUAUUUGAAAUGGAAGGAAAGAGCUCAUUGAGAUUCACUCUUGGGAAGCAAUCAUCUUUAGCACCAGACCGGCACCCGGAGGAUUCAGGUGCGGAACAUGAAGAAUUGGAAGAGAUCGAUCCCGGUGUGCGGCUAAUGUACUCCGCCAAUGAGGGCAAUUUGGAUGGGAUUCGUGAACUCUUGAAUUCGGCAAUUGAUGUUAAUUUCCGUGACAUCGAUAACCGUACCGCGCUACAUGUUGCUGCUUGCCAAGGCUAUGCGAACGUGGUCGCUCUAUUGCUUGAUAACGGGGCCGAGGUGGACACCAAAGAUAGAUGGGGGAGCACGCCUCUUGCAGAUGCUAUAUACUAUAAAAACCAUGAUGUGAUCAAACUUUUGGAGAAACGUGGUGCAAAGCCUCUGAUGGCCCCCAUGCGCGUCAAUCAUGCACUUGAAGUCCCAGAAUAUGAAAUUAAUCCUGAGGAGCUCGAUUUUACUAACAGUGUAGAAAUAACCAAGGGAACUUUUCGUCUAGCAUCAUGGCGUGGAAUUCAAGUGGCUGUUAAAAGGCUGGGGGAGGAUGUGAUUUCUGAUGAGGAGAAAGUGAAAGCAUUCAGAGAUGAGCUUUCAUUGCUUCAGAAGAUACGACAUCCAAAUGUGGUGCAAUUUCUGGGUGCUGUUACCCAAAGUAGUCCUAUGAUGAUUGUGACAGAGUAUCUACCCAAGGGAGAUCUUUGUGCAUUCUUGAAAAGAAAAAGAGCAUUAAGAACAGCAACAGCUGUGAGGUUUGCACUUGAUAUUGCAAGGGGAUUGAAUUAUUUGCAUGAGAACAAACCACCAAUAAUUCAUCGUGAUCUUGAGCCUUCAAACGUAUUACGGGAUGAUUCUGGACAUCUCAAAGUUGCAGAUUUUGGAGUUAGUAAGUUGCUUACAGUUAAAGAAGACAAGCCUCUAACUUGUCAAGACACUUCUUGUCGAUAUGUGGCCCCAGAGGUUUUCAAAAAUGAAGAAUAUGAUACCAAAGUGGAUGUCUUUUCCUUUGCUUUAAUUUUACAGGAGAUGAUUGAAGGCUGUCCCCCAUUUUCUGCAAAGCAAGAACGUGAAGUUCCAAAAUCAUAUGCUGCAAAAGAGCGUCCACCAUUUAGAGCUCCAACAAAGCGCUAUUCCCACGGACUUAAAGAGUUGAUUCAGGAGUGUUGGAAUGAGAAUCCAUCUAAGCGACCAACUUUCAGGCAAAUAAUAACAAAACUGGAGUCAAUUUAUAACAGUAUUGGUCAUAAGAAGCGCUGGAAGGUUAGACCAUUAAAAUGCUUUCAGAAUCUGGAGGCCAUGUUGAAGAAAGAUCUUAGUCUAACUGGCCACAGCCGUUCUUCACGCUCCACCAACAGCAUGUGAAUAGGCAAGGAUUAGUUUUUCUAGUUGGUAACUUUUCUGCAUUCAGAGUUUGUGCCUUUUGUAUGCAAGUAAAAAGGAUUCUUCUAUAGCUCAGUGCAUAGAUUUCUUCUGUGUAAUUCCACCUGUUAUCAAAUUUGAAUUCUUCCAUAUGUAUAACUCUUUCUAUUAGUAAGAUCUGCUGAGUGCUUUUUGUC